UUCAGAUAGCUGGGAUUGCCUAAUUGCCUCUUUUGGUUUUGGGAAUAGUGCCCAGACUUCUAAAGCACAAAGGAGAGAAGAAAGAAGCAAUUAUUUAGGCUGACUUUUGGAUCUUCUCGCAGAUGCAAUGGCUCUGGAAAAUCCAUAUAAAACUUUAACACUUUUUGGACUGUGGAUUAUGCCAGUUUGGACCUGAAAUUUAAAUAUUUGGGUUUUCUGUGGGAUUUCAUAAUCUGGAUUACAAACUUUAACUACAAUCUACAUUUGAACAUCGGCAGAUUAUAGAUUAUAACUUUCAAGGCCACUUUGCUUGCUGCUGCAUUGGUCUUGGACUCCUGCAAGCAUGAGAGGUGAUAGGAGAUCAUCUUCUUUUCGUAAGGACAAGCCUGUGGGACUGUCUCGUGCCCUCAGUUGGCUCAAUGUGUCUACUCUGUCCCGCCAGAGCAGACACAUGUUCCACAGUCAGAGCGAGCUGCACAGGCGCCACACACUGUCCCGCACUCACCUCCACAAUGCUAAUGGAGAGGACCCACACGAUGAUGACAACUGGGUGUACCAGCCUCAGCAUAAAAUCGCGGUGUCCAAUCUUGACGAGGAAAGCAAAUGGACUGUUCAUUACACAGCUCCGUGGCAUCAACAGGAAAAUGUCUUCCUACCAGGCAGUCGGCCACCAUGUGUAGAGGACCUCCACCGCCAGGCCAAAGUCAACCUCAAGACUGCACUAAGAGAAUGUGACAAACUGAGGAAGGAUGGUUUUCGGAGUUCCCAGUACUACUCUCAGGGUCCCACGUUCUCUGACCCUCUACAGUCAGGCAGCCUGCAGGAUGAGGAGGAUGAAGACAUUGACAAGAAGUCAAUAACAUCAUCAGCAGAAGAUGACAAAUCUCAACUGUCUAUGAGGUCCCAGACUCCUCAGGGCUGUGGAGAGAACAGGGAAGGGUCAGAGGUCGAUGGUCAGGUGGUUUGGACCAAGGCCACGCCCCUCCCCACACCCGAGGAGAGGAUGAGACAGGCCGCUCAGGCUGUGCCCACAGACAUUGUUCCUAUUAAUGUAACAGGGAAAGAGUUUGACCGGCAGGCGAGCAUCCGGCGCUCCCUCAUUAACACUGACACAGUGUCCCGAAGGCCCAAGAAGGUCAAACGCAGAAAGACUAUAUCAGGGCUGCCCGACAACUUCAACCCGGACUUAGCUCCACCAGGACGCUGUGGAGAUGCACGACCUCAUUCUAUGUUCAUCCCGGGACAAUAUUCCACUUUGGGGCGAACCGGAAGUAUGAACUCGAUGCUCCGGAGGUCAGUGACUAGAGACUCCUGCUCUCAGACAGAGGAGGUGAAAAUAGUCCCCCCGUCCAUGAGGAGAAUCCGCGCACAAAGGGGACAGGGUAUUGCUGCACAGAUGGCAGGGAUUUCAGCUUCAUCCUCUACUGGAAGUAUAUCCAUCUCCAGUACAGACAGCUCUGGUAUAGUUAUGAUGCCUCAGUAUAAUGGAGACAUGUCCCGGUUUCACAGCCUGCCCCGAGGGGCCAGGGUAUCUCUAAGUGCUGAUCCCAUCUACAGCAGCACCCCCAUUAAAUCAGAAGAGCAUGGGACACCACAGGGCCGCAUAGGCAAACUUCAGGUGGAUGAUACAGCGGUCCACAUGAGAAAUGCCCCAAGAACUGGCACUCUGCCCCGACCCAAGUCCCAAGAGGUCAGAGGGAGCCAGGUCAGUGAGUGGGGAGGAGGUCCAGCCUGUGUGGUGUCUCCUCAUGCAGCGUACUCUACCUCUCUCAUUCCAAACGCCACGAUGUCCAGCUCCACUGAGGUCAUUACAUUAAAUUCAUCUGGUCACAGCCCACCCACUGCCAUAGUUCUACCCAAUGGUCGCCCCCUCAGUAUGGCAUCAAGCAUAAAUCCUCUGACAUCCAGUCCUGCACCUUUCAGUUACAGCAGCACCUGUCCUGCUCCAGCCACUUCCACUCCUGUGACUAAAGCUCAGAGUGCAGGCACUGCCACCACAAGUGAGUCUGGACACUCAGACAGCAGCGCACACAGCCACAGCACGCUGGCCCCUACCCCUCCAUCCUGUAUACCAGAGGAACAGUGGAUCUACGACACACCCGAAAAUGUAGUGGUCCCACAUCGUACACUGACCUCCAGCUGUUCCACGCCCAUAAACCAGCUGUACAGCAGCCUGGAGCGCUCUUCCAGGACCACCACAGACUCCAGCUCACUCUACUCCCAGGACAACGAUGGCUACUUCACUUCCAUGCACCUGGACUCAGGCCUGCGCUCACGAAGCCAUGGCAGCGGCCAUGGGGCGGCCGUUGGACGGGCCACUAGACACAGCAUGUAUGAGUGCCGGGAGCUGGCCAACCAUGAGGACUCUGCAAGUUUGUACAGUGAUAAAUCUUUGUCCCGAAGCAUCUCUUUGCGCAAAUCUAAGAAACCGCCUCUGCCCCCGGCCCGCACAGACUCUCUGCGUCGCAGACCUGGGGAGAAGAAGCCCCUGGGAGGGGUGAGUGCCAUCAGCGGAGGCUCUGAGUCUGUGCUCAAUGAGAGCCUCAUCGCCAGCCUACAGCAGAGCUUACAGAUGGGACUGAGAGCAGGCAAAGGAAAAGGAGCAUCACCUUCUUCACCCUCCCACAGCCCGAGCAGUGACUAUGAUGACCCGUGGGUGCUGCGGCCGCGCAGUCACAGUAGCAUCAGUGCAGGCAGCUCAGCAGCAUCGUUGGGAGUGCACUCUGGUGUAGUAUCAAACAUGUACUCGCUUUGCCAAGUAACUCCUGCUCAGAGUGAGACCAGCAGCCUGCGCUCGGACUACGCAGAGUCCUGGGGCUACUACAUGGACUAUCCUCGAGGCCAAGCCGACCAGAGGGCACAGUCUCCUGCUGCCACCUCCACUGAAACCGUCUCAACAGGAGUGACCUCUGGAGAUCUCCAAAACAAUGGGGACAGUAACAAUGUCCAGUCUCCUACAGUUCAGCAGGAAGGGGCAGUGAAGCCAAAAACCUCACCAGACAGAGUACAUAGACUCACCUCUCCCUCUAGUGGCUACUCCAGCCAGUCCAACACACCCACCGCCGGGACACCAGUGCCCUCAUUCGUCCGCUCCAUGUCUCCUUCAGGGAGUCGCCCCAAACCCAAAGUCCCAGAGAGAAAGUCCUCCCUCAUCUCCUCUGUGUCAAUGUCCUCUUCAUCCACUUCUCUGUCCUCAAACACAUCAGACUCUCUCAAAAACCCACCUCCUCCUCCACCACCUCCUCUGCCUGUCUUCUCCUCCUCUGCUCCCACUACCCCUCUGAGCCCCCCACCCCCCUUCCCUGCCCCUCUGCCCCCUGCUUCCCCUCCUGCUCCUCCACCACCUCCACCACUACCAUGCACUCCACCAGCCCAGGCACUAAGCCCGCUCCCUCCCUGUUCCACUUCCCCUGAGUUUCCUCCUCCUCCAUCCCCUAAUGCACUAAUCCCCCCCAGCUCAUCCUUCAAUGGCAGCUUCAGUCCUCCUCCUCCCCCACCCCCAUACCCCAACAUGGGCCCCCCUCUGCCACCACCACUGCCUCCUCUUGUCGCAUCAUCUUCCCCUCCAUCUGUUGUCAAAACACCAAAGCAGCAGCCCCCCAAAGAGGCCCUGUCCGAUAAUGCCAUGCCUUCACCCAAGCCCCUUAUCACGCCAUUCGCCCUGCAGAGUGUCCAGCUUCGGUCAGUAAAACGUCCCGAUAAGGAAAUUGACAGCAACACAGACUUAGACCUCAACAAUGACACAAAACCUCAAACCUUUGACUCCAGCCUGCAGAAUGACACUCAAAAUGACUGCAUUGAAGAUGUGUCCCGGCAGUCUUCCCCAUCUCCUGUCUCGAAGCUUUUAGAGGAGUUAUCUCUAGACUCCAGUUUCAUCAAUGAGUACCAACAUGUGAAUGGCAAAGAAAACUACAACAACCAUGAUGCAAUGCAAAUCUCCCCACAGACCUCUCCUGUCAAACAGCCUCCAGCUGUCUCCAAAAAGCCCCAAAAGCCCUUCAUACCAUCAGUUAAACCCCAGCCUCUUAUAGAGCAGUGUCAAAAUCAAGAAGAAAAUGGACACUUGCCUACAGAAGAUCAGGUAGAUUCACUCACAAAAGAAGAUGAAUUGAAAAAUGGGCUGCAGCAAGAUGGGGAAACUUCAGAGAGCUCUGAGCCUUUAACAGAAAGCAGUGAAACACUGACAGACCCACAAGAAGAAGACUCCAACAUGUCUGCUCCAGUCAGCCCGGAAUUAAGUGUGUGUACCAAUGGACAUGAUGAAGAGGAGGAAGAGGAGGAAGGAGAUGGAACGAGCAGCACAAGUGGAUCUGUCAGCUCCAAAGAGGAUGAUGCAGGUGAGGUAUUCGAUUCCAGCAGCACGGCAGACUCGUCGCCGGUCCGGUCCAACGGGGCGUCCCGGGAGAGCAUGGUGACCCCUACUCCCUCCCGUCCUAGAACCACCGAUGACCUCUUUGCGGUCAUUCACAGGUCAAAAAGGAAGGUCCUGGGUCGCAGUGUGUCGGAUGAUGAGCGGACGCGGCCCGGUUCUCACCCUAGCUCCCCUCCAGUGACCCCGACAGGCAGCUCCACUGGCCUGGGCUCCUCCCUGCCCCGUCAAACCAGCUCCAUCCAGAGAUCUCUGCGCAAAUCCUCCACCAGCAGCGACACCUUCAAAGCCCUGCUGCUGAAGAAGGGCAGCCGCUCUGAGACCAGUUUCCGGAUGUCCGCUGCUGAAAUGCUGCGCUCCACCGACCCACGCUUUCAGAGGACGCGCUCCGAAUCGGCCCUGGACCCCCCCGCCUCCCCCGGGUCACCCUCCUCCGCCCCCCACAGCCCGUGCGCCUCACCCGGCCGCAGUAAAAGACCCUCGGAGGAGUGGAACCGCUAUGACUCUCUGCCCCUCUCCUCACCCACAUCCCCCUCUUUUGCUUUUAGUGGGAUGAAAUAUGGACGUUCACGCACGCCGCCCUCCGCUGCCAGUAGCAAGUACAACGCCCGCAGUAGGAUACUCAGCAGCCCCAUGACUGUUAUAUGUGAACGCGAGGGAGAGUGGGGGGAGAGUGAGUACAAUGAUGCAGUGGACAGCCUUUCAGCUCUCAAUGACUCCAAUAGCACUUUAUCUGAAGAAAGUAGGAGUUAGAUGGACCAUGAUUUACAGAAAUUAACUUCUGGAAUAUACCCUUAAAACUGGCACAAAUAAAGACACGCCACUGUCCCAUUUGGAGGUCAGAAGUGGUACUGGUUCAGCAAUUUUUCAAGAAUUUUCUGUUUUUUUUAUUAUCUUUAUGAUAAAUAAUGUGUCCUGUUUUGCUUCAUGCACACUGUUGACUAUCAACUUGUUAUCUUAACGCUGCGAUGGUCAAGCGUACACCAAGUUCUACCUAAUAAAAUAUUUGGAUUUCAAAGUACAACCAGGACUAGAGAAAUGGGACAAAAAAUCAAUGCUGUUAACGCAGUUUGAGAAGAUUCUUGUUAAUGAUACUUAAUGUAUAUAUAAAUAGGAAUAAAGGGAGAUGUGUCAGGAAACAAGACUAUUUCAAUUUUAUGGGCAACAGUCUGUAUAUCCUCAUCUAAUCAUCCAUUUUUUUUAAACAAUCAAAAACACAAUCUUUGCAGUGGUGCUAUGUAGCAGGCCGUGUCCUGGGCAGAUUUGAAUGUAGAACGGUAGCUCUUCUGCAGACUGUGGUACUUCUGUGGGAUAAUUGCCAGGUUUGAGUGUACAAAGACUUGACCCGAACUGCAAAUUUACUCUAAAACAUGAUUUGUGUUGUUUUGUUUGUAGAUUCGCAUUGUGCAUUGUCAUUAUCUUUGUUUGUGUUACCGUUUUAAAGAUUGUUUCAAAAUUAUGUCAUGUUUUGUUUGGGAAUAAAUAUGUAUAACUGUAAAGCUAAAAUGACAGAGGAAAGUCUAUUUUAGUUAUGAUGGUUACCAAAGAGCUGAAAAGUUGAACAAGCUGUUAUUAUUACAAAUAACAUUCUGAAGGGUGCAGCCACUUGUCAUUGUUUUCACCUGCUAAAAUCACCUGAAUAACUCUAUCCUUUUGCAGUUUUAUAUGGUUCUGUAUGUAAAUAUAAAGAGAAAUGAGUUUUAAGUAACAUUUGACUUGUUCUCAAAAAUAUCUUUGUACUAUUUUAGUAGCCCCGUGUUUGCUGAAAGGGAGUGGUUUUCCUUUUUUUUUGUAUAUUAUUUAUUUGAAAGUAGCAAGGCUGUAAGUUCGGUGACCUGGUCCAAGCAGUUGAGCAGAGAUUGGUCAAAAUGUAGUUAUAUUGGUGCUUAAAAAUGCAAUAUUUAAAUGUUUGCCUUUGACUGCCCUUCAUGUUUAGAAUUGACUUGACUUAUAGCAAAGUCAUGUGAAUUUUAAAAAUUAUCUCUUUUUUUUUUACUAAUCUCCAAUCAACUGCUGACUUUCUUGAGCACUUUGGGCCAGGUUCAUCUUAUGCCUCAAACAGCAAAAAUGAAUCGUAAAAACAAGACGAAGGCAUCAUGAAGGCUGGCUGCUUAUGUGUAUAUGUCUGUGUAAUUAAAGAAGGUGA
Messenger RNA from Periophthalmus magnuspinnatus, 6515 nucleotides. It is a transcript of the gene nhsl1b, whose product is annotated as NHS-like 1b. The record is from RefSeq and is a predicted model, not a curated record. The coding region runs from base 344 to 5122 and encodes 1592 amino acids. The transcript has 8 exons. Gene Ontology annotation, biological process: cell differentiation. NCBI's taxonomy places the organism in Eukaryota, Metazoa, Chordata, Actinopteri, Gobiiformes, Gobiidae.